This is a messenger RNA of Gekko japonicus, 1647 nucleotides long. It is a transcript of the gene SPP1, whose product is annotated as secreted phosphoprotein 1. The transcript has 7 exons. Gene Ontology annotation, molecular function: extracellular matrix binding. The coding region runs from base 112 to 1059 and encodes 315 amino acids. The record is from RefSeq and is a predicted model, not a curated record. Lineage: Eukaryota; Metazoa; Chordata; Lepidosauria; Squamata; Gekkonidae. Gene Ontology annotation, biological process: positive regulation of bone resorption; cell adhesion; ossification.
CAGAGGAGGCAAGGCAGACACAGCAUCUUUGGAGCACGUGAUCCUGGUGUUCCUUGGAGCAGACUUCUUGCCUGAGACGACGCCCCGUCAGAUCCAGAUAAGGGCAUCACAAUGAAGAUUGCCGUGCUGUGCUUGUGUCUUUUCACCAUCGCCUUUGCGAUACCAAUUAAAAAAACGAAAUUCCACGAUGGUGCAGGGAGUUCAGAAGACAACCAUGAUUCCAGGGGUCAUCAUGUUCACAAACACCGCCACCACCACCACCACAGCCAUUCCCAGAGCCAGGAACAUAGCCCUGAGCAUGUGAACAGCCAUGAGUCACAAGAACAUCAGUUACCCUCUCAUCAGAGCUCUGAUUCAGAUGAAAGCGAAGAGAUCACUGAGCAACAAACCCUUCUGGUACAUCCUGAUAAAAGUGCGGAAGAUGACCACAGUGAUGUGGAUGACCACGAUGAUGUAGAUGAUCAUGACGAUGUGGAUGAUGACAGCCACGGUGAGGCGGAUGACUCCGAUGAGUCCCACGAAUCAGACGAUUCCCAUCAAGUGGUCACUGAGGUUCCCACUGACAGACCUUUCACUCCAUCUGCCGCCCCUGGCCCAUUUACAGGCAGAGGUGACAUUCCUUAUGGAAUACAGCAUGGGCAACUGAAGUUUUUGAGAAAGUCCAAAAAGUCCUCCGAACAGUUCGAUUCUCAUGACACUACACAGGAAGAUGACAGUUUACCAGAUGUAGACAGCCACGAAACCCAUUCUUCCAAAGCCGUUUCUCAUGAAAGUCAAGAUACCAGCACAGAAAGUGAGGACAAAAGUAACCUGCAAGACAGCAAUGAGGUCCACAGUGCAUCCCACGAUAAGAGUGUAGAGAAUGACAGCCGACAGAAACUUGACAGUGUCGAGGAAGACCAUGACAACAGCAAAGCUGACAUCUCCCAGGAGAGUGACGGGAUUGACCACAUCACUGAGCUACUGAAGGCCCGCAGGGGGGAACCCCAAGAGGCAGACCAUGACCAUGAUGUAGACAAUGAUCAUCACAGUGUUGAGGACAAUGAGAUUGAAUACUAAGUGAAAACCAACGCAGGGUCCAAAGAAACACACUUAUCUCAGAGAAUCCCUCCUGGAUUUUUGCAUGAGUGGGCGCAUAUAGGAUUGGAACCCAAAUCCAUCUCUUCUUUUUUUUAAAAACUUUUGCUGCAUUAGAAAGAAGGGCAAUACAAUUCUUACUUGAAUAUCUGCUCCCAGUUAUAUACAAAUCAGAAGUCUGAUUGCAAGCAGUAGCAGUUGCUGACAGUGGGCAUUGCUACCCAGGCAGAUAAUGCACCUUAAUCCUAUGCAUGUUUCCUUGGAAUUAAUUCCUGCCACACUAAAUGGGGCUUAUAGCCAAGUAAAAAUGUUUAGGGUGGCAUCUUAAGGGUUCAGUACCAGCAGUUCCGACCAUUAGUAAAUCGUAAGCCCUUCUUGUUGCAUAGUCUUCUGCUCAAUCACCUGGUGGUUUGUUCUAAAGGAAAGAGAGGAGACGAUAAUGACGGGGGGAUCUAGUUUUUCACUCAGACUGAAUGUUAUGUCUUACGAUACUGUACUUCUAAGGGGUUUGAUGUUGCAAUGUAUAUUUUUGUUGAUAAUGGUGAGUUAAAUAAAAAGACAAAAACCUUA